This is a messenger RNA of Dreissena polymorpha, 835 nucleotides long. Its product is annotated as molluscan insulin-related peptide 3-like. The transcript is spliced from 3 exons. Gene Ontology annotation, molecular function: hormone activity. Lineage: Eukaryota; Metazoa; Mollusca; Bivalvia; Myida; Dreissenidae. Bases 259 to 696 code for a protein of 145 amino acids. Gene Ontology annotation, cellular component: extracellular region. The record is from RefSeq and is a predicted model, not a curated record.
UGUAUAAUACCAAACCGUGACCGGGAUAGUAGUCUAGUAACCGGGGGCAUUCCACCGGGCUGCAAGUGCUGGAGUACGCUACACAGCAGUCGUCUGUUUGUUGUUAGACUGUUUAGUUUGAAAGAAUGGACGUGGGCCCUUGGGCGUGAGCUAAAAAGGGCCCUAAACCUUAGCUUACGAAGUAUCAUUUUGGCGGUGAUGGUCAAAUAUCGACAUUGGACUUUUGGAUUUAUAUAUGCGCGUAAGGUUUGAUUUAUCAUGUUCUAUGAAAACCAAACGACCUGGUUUCUUCUCUCGCUGUCCAUCACCAUGACGAUGAUAGACUCCGUUUCAGCAGACUGGUCACAUUCUUGCUCCCUCUUCAAUCAUAGAAAAGGCGUCUGCGGAAGUCAACUUGACGAACUUCUAGAAUCCAUGUGCAUAUUUGGAUACAACUGGCAAGGCAGAAGGCGGCGCGAAGCCGAGCCAGAUACUUCUGGAAGUUUACAAAACAUACUGAUACCUCAAUCGGAAGCAAACUCUUAUCUUGGCCGCGAAAAACGUUCCGCGUUCAUGUUUCAAGGCAUCGUCUGCGAAUGUUGCAUCAACAGUUGUAGCGUAUCAGAAUUGAGGUCAUACUGUAGGAAUGAACCGGAUCACUUUUGGCUGUUUAAAAGAAGCAUAGACCGGCAGUUGACUAAACGAAAUCGACAGUAGAGGCAAAGGAGGAGAGAUUAGCGCUCAGUUUAUUAUUGUAUGUGAUUUAUUGUGCAUUAUUCUUUAAUUUUGCAUUAUUUCAUUGACAGCCGUUUAAUCUGUUUUUGACUGAUUUUCAGCAUUAAAUUAAUCAUGUUUU